Diprion similis is the source of this 3276-nucleotide messenger RNA. RefSeq names its product DNA ligase 3-like (gene DNAlig3). Gene Ontology annotation, biological process: lagging strand elongation; mitochondrial DNA repair; double-strand break repair via alternative nonhomologous end joining. Gene Ontology annotation, cellular component: DNA ligase III-XRCC1 complex. The record is from RefSeq and is a predicted model, not a curated record. Gene Ontology annotation, molecular function: DNA ligase (ATP) activity; DNA binding; ATP binding. Lineage: Eukaryota; Metazoa; Arthropoda; Insecta; Hymenoptera; Diprionidae. The transcript has 19 exons. Bases 37 to 3144 code for a protein of 1035 amino acids.
GGAAAAAUCGAGAGCGGACAUUGAGUUGAAAACCCGAUGUCGGACGGCGAGGAGUUAGCGGAGGAAAAACCGUUCGCGGUUGAACGUGCGAAAACCGGACGAGCUAAAUGCAAAAAGUGCAAGUGUCCGAUCGAGCAGGGUGUCGUCAGGGUCGCGAAAUUGAUGUCGAAUCCAUUCGGCGAGGGGAAAAUGAAGGCUUGGCACCACUUGACAUGCAUUUUUGAAGUUUUCGCCAAGCAGAGGGCGAGCACUAAACGCAUCGAUGAUCUCGACGCCGACGUCGCUGGAUGGGAGGACCUCGACGACGAGGGAAAGGAACUCGUUCAAGCAAAACUCGAGGAGUUCAACGAUUCUGCCCCUUUUAAAAACACCAACAAGAAAAUAUCACCGGGGAAAAAAAAUACUCCGAAAAAAGAUUCGUCGACGAAAAAAGAGCCGCGCGAUUCGUCUAACAAGGGAUUAACAUCCGUUGGUGAAUCAAAAUCCCAAGUUGAGCCAAUUCCAUCGACGUCGAAAGCCUCGACGACGUCAAAGGCUAAGGCAACCGUCGUUGGAAACUGCAGGGAUGAUACUUUCAGGGAAUUCAGAAGACUCUGCGCCUCCGUGGCGAACGCCAAUGCAUACACGAGUAAAACGGCUAUUGUCAGGCAGAUGCUGACGAAGGGAUGCGAAGGCGACGGUUUCAGAGGCGACGUUACUCUCUGGUGUAAAAUGCUUCUACCCGGUGUCACCAAGCGGGUCUACAACCUUCAGAGCAAACAGCUGGUCAAGCUCUUUAGCCGCAUGUUCAACAAGGACGAAGACGAAAUGUUGGAACACCUGGAGCAGGGCGACGUCGCCGAAACGAUACACGCCGCAUUCGAGGAGAGUUCACUCCUUCAACCCAGCGCCCAGAGCCACCUAACCGUACAGGAGGUCGACCAAUUUCUUGAGAAACUCUCUCUGCUGACCAAGGAGGACGAACAAAUCCAACAUUUCAAGUCCAUUGUUACCAGAUGCACUGCGAAUGAUUUGAAGAUGGUCAUCAGGCUGGUGAAACACGACUUGCGAAUUACAGCCGGUCCGAAACAUAUCUUAGACGCCAUUCACGAUGACGCUUAUGCUGCGUUCCAAUCGUCUCGGAAUCUCGAGGCAGUCGUAACCAGAUUCGUUGAGGAUUCAUCCUUGUUUUUAUGUUCGAAAAAAUCAACUACCGAUCGUGAAUCCGAUCCGAAGAGAAGUUCUACCGGUAGCAAAAUCGGGCUGGUAUUGAUGACGCCUGUUUUACCGAUGCUGGCUGAGGCGUGCAAGUCUGUAGAAAUGGCGAUGAAGAAAUGUCCGCACGGAAUGCUCUCGGAGAUCAAAUACGACGGAGAACGCGUUCAAGUCCACAAACAGGGUAACCAGUUCCGGUACUUCAGUCGCUCCCUGAAACCCGUCAUGCCGCACAAGGUGAAUCACUUUAAGGAUUUUAUAUCGAAAGCAUUUCCGGGAGGUGAUGAUCUCAUAUUAGACACCGAAGUCCUCAUGAUUGACACAAACACCGGAAAACCGUUACCUUUCGGAUCUCUAGGUGUUCACAAAAAAGCUCAAUUCAAGGAUGCCAACGUUUGUUUGUUCGUAUUCGAUUGUCUCUACUACAACGGCGAAACAUUAAUGGAUAAAUCCAUGCAAAAGCGGCGUUCAAUUUUAAAAGAAAAAAUGAUCGUUAUACCAAAUCGAAUAAUGUUGUCAGAAGUCGAGGAAGUUCAGGAUCCGAAAGACUUGGCUCACAUGAUUGCGAAGGUUAUAAAAUUGGGUCUGGAAGGACUUGUUCUGAAGGAUGUAACGGGUAAAUAUGAGCCAGGAAAACGACACUGGCUAAAGGUAAAGAAGGACUACUUGCUUGAUGGUGCGAUGGCUGAUAGCGCAGAUUUGGUUGUUCUUGGCGCAUGGUACGGCACCGGAAAAAAAGGUGGCAUGAUGUCUGUGUUCUUGAUGGGCUGCUUCGACGAGGACCGAAACCGUUGGGUCACAGUCACUAAGGUUCACACGGGUCACGAUGACGUUACUCUCGAUCGACUCCAGGGUGAAUUGAAGAUGGAGAAAAUCGGCAAAGAUGUGAAUCUGCUGCCGAGUUGGCUCCACGCGAACAAGGCAAUGGUUCCGGACUUUGUGGCUAAGGACCCGAAGAAACAGCCCGUCUGGGAGAUAACCGGGGCAGAAUUCACGAAUCAGGGAGUUCACACGGCUGACGGAAUCAGCAUUCGAUUUCCUCGAGUAACCCGCAUCCGGAAUGACAAGGAUUGGAAGACCGCGACGUCGCUGAAAGAAUUGCGGACUCUUUUUGCGAGGAGUUCAGAUUCCGUUGACGUCAGUCUGCUGCUGGGAAAUCAGACCGCGAGCACUUCGACCGCUCAACGAUCUCUGGACUCGAUGCUGAAACCGAAGGUGGAAAAAUCGGAGAUUGAAAACGACGGCAAUUCCGGUAACAAUCAGGAGGAACUAGAUGAAAAAUCCGAGACGGAGGAACGCGAUGAAAAAAAAGCCUCGUUAUUAUCUCAGAACGGAAUUACUCGGGGUAAUCGAAGCGAAGUUGUAAAACUCGAACGCGAUGUUAAACCGGCCAUCGAAAUGAAGAAAGAAUCUCCGAGCCACGGUCAAGACGCUAAUUCGUCGACUCGUAGCGGUGUAAAGCGGAAAAGCGACGUCCUAAUCGAUGUCAAAACGAAGAAAGAACCCGAUUUUUCAACACCUUCGACCUCUUCUGCAGGGGAUGGACCAUCUAAGAGGAGGAGAUCAGCUCAAGAUCUCAAUGAAUCGGACGGCAGUGAUCACACGACUAACAAGGCGUUCAAAAAUGUCCGAGUCUUACUUGCGCGGGACGUAAAGAAGGACAGACGAAAAGAUCUUCGACAUAUCCUGAAAACACUCGGAGCCAAGGUGUUGGAAGAGGAAAAUCAACAUUUGGCUACGCACGUUGUACAUUCCAAGGCGGAAGUUCCCACAACGAUAAUUCGGGAGGAGACGAAAGUUCCCCCGACAGCCCGUCACGUGACUGAGGGAUGGAUCGAGGCAUCCCGUUCAAAUAUUGAACUAGUACCAGACCCCGAACCCUUUGCCGUGGCUUUGACGGGUGUUUACUGUUCCUGUCCCUGCCCACAUCGGUCUCGGAGUAGCGAAUAACCGAGCAAUUGGUCAGCCGAAAAUCAUCGGAAAUAUAAUUCAACUGUACAAUAUUUAAUUAAUCAAUUAAUCCUGCCUUUUCCGUCCGAAGCAAAUCGAUCACCGUCAAUUCCUGAGAUUACAAACGAUUGA